Messenger RNA from Eriocheir sinensis (Chinese mitten crab), 4361 nucleotides. RefSeq names its product filaggrin-2-like. NCBI's taxonomy places the organism in Eukaryota, Metazoa, Arthropoda, Malacostraca, Decapoda, Varunidae. The transcript has 3 exons. Bases 1 to 2949 code for a protein of 982 amino acids. The record is from RefSeq and is a predicted model, not a curated record.
AUGAUGUGGCGACUCCUCUUGCUGCUGGUGACUGUAGGUGCCUACAGCGCCCCCGCCCCCCUAACGUCCAGCCUGCACGGCACCGCGCCAGCCUCCACGCGGGUCAUCCAUAACUCCGGCAAGGUGGGCACCGACGACAACGGCCAGCUAGUGGGCCCCAGCAGCCCCGCGACAAUCACUCCGCGCCAACCCCUGCAGCAGGCCGCCGCCAGCCCCGCCCCGCCCCUACAACAACCAUUCACCGCCGACGACGGUGCCGACGACCAAGUGUUGGUCCUUCCCGCGCCUCCAGCGGCCACCUCUCCGGUGUACGGGUAUCCCACCCCGCCCCAGCCCCUGCAGCACGCCGCCCAGGCCAGCCCCGCCCCGCACCAGCAGCAGCAGCCACUGUUCAUCGCCACUAACGCUGGUAGCGAUGGCGUGGGUGAGGACGAGGGUGUCGCCCAAAAGUUAAUCUCUGACGGUUUGGUCUUCGUGCAGGAGCAGGAGGAACUGCAGCACCACAGACAACAGUUGAACACACAGCCACAGUCACAGCCGCAACACCUGCAGCAGCAGGGAUAUGAGCAGGGGCAGGAGCAGGAGCGACAACAGUUAGUGCAGGAGAUCCAGCAACUGUUGAAGCAACGCGAUUACCUCCGGCGGCAGCAGCAACAGGCCCAACAGCUGCAGCAAGAGCGGCAGAAAGCCCGCACCUUGCCGGUCGUGCAGCCGCUCUCGGUGGUGGCUGAGGCCGUGCAGGAAGGUGACAGAGGCGACAACACCGUGGUGGUGGCGCAGAUCACGGAGGACGGCGGCAGAGCCAGCUACCAGGCCCCCGCCGCUCCUCAGUAUCCUGCGUUCACGAUAGAAUCCGCAUUGGACCUGUCGCCGGCGGUGCAGCUGAAUCGCAAGGAGAUCAGCACCUCGUCGUUCGGCAAUGCGCUGUCCACCAUCCUGGCCAGCCUCACCAACGGCGCCAUCACGUCCCUAGACGAGGUGAACCUGCCCGGCCCUGACCUCAGCAGCGCGCGCCGCGUCAACUUCUUCACCGCCACGGCGCCCGCAACCGCCCCGAAGCCGCGCCAGAAGCCUAAGGCCCCCGCCAAUAAACCCAUCCUGCUGCCGCAACGUGAGCAAACCCUCACCUUCUUCGCCGUGCCGCCCACCGUCAAGGACAGCCUCCCCGCCAAGCAGCAGCCCACCGAGGCACCGCAGCCCUACCGCGCCGCACCGGGCACCGCUGCGCCACAAGGCUUCGGUGAGUCACAAGGCUUCCCUGAGCCACAGCAAAGCUUCUUUGAGUCACAACAAGGCUUUGAUGAGCCACAACAAGGCUUUGUUGAGUCACAAGGCUUUGAUGAGCCACAACAAGGCUUCGUUGAGUCACAAGGCUUCGGAGACCCACAAGGCUUCGUUGAGUUACAAGGCUUCGUUGAGCCACAACAAGGCUUCAUUGAGUCACAAGGCUUCGGUGAGCCACAACAAGGCUUCAUUGAGUCACAAGGCUUCGGUGAGCCACAACAAGGCUUCGUUGAGUCACAACAAGGCUUUGGUGAGCCACAACAAAGCUUUGUUGAAUCACAAGGCUUCGGUGAGCCACAAGGCUUCACUGAGUCACAACAAGGCUUUGGUGAGCCACAACAAGGCUUUGUUGAAUCACAAGGCUUCACUGAGUCACAACAAGGCUUUGAAGAGCCACAAUCAACCCUCUUUCUCGCCUCUCCGCCGAACUUAAGUGCCCCCAAACAAAGUUUCUCCGCUGCCCCCCAACACACCUUCAGCAGCCCUGCCCCAGUAAGUCUCUCGUUUGGUAACCUACAAAGCCCGCAGGCCACUCUCGGGGAAGAGCAGGAGCCUCAGGACAGUCCCCAGCACAGGCUACAGGCCACACUCCAGGAAAACCUGCGGGGCAACCUGCAUGCCCUGCCCCAGGAGGCUCCCCAGCAAGGUCUGCAGUCUGGCCCUGAUGAGGCCUCUCAGCAGGGCCAGCAGCUCCCACUCUUCUUUGGGGGCAACCUAGACCAAGGCUUUCGUAGUGACGUGCCCCGGCUUCCCCUGGAGGAGGGGCAAGGGGCAGGGGCAGGGACGAGUUCUGCAUCCUUCAACUUUGGCUCCGUGGAUCAGGUCAUCACACAGGAACAGCAGACUCCUCCUGAGCCCUCUCUCACCUUCAAGGGUGAGGUGGGGCUGGGGGGCGUGGGGUCCUCCGGCGGGGGUGCGGGGCUUGGAUCUGUUGGACCCUCUGAUGGGGGUGUGCGUCUCGGGGAAAGCGGUCUGGGCCUGAGUCUGGGUGCCCCUGCAGUGGAUCUAAGCAGCUUUGGCUCCUCUGUGGUGGAUCUUGGUGGAGGUGGAUCAUCUGGAGUGGGUCUGGGAUCAGUUGGAUCGUCUGGAGUGAGUCUGGCGGAGAUCAGUUCCCCAGGGGUGGGUUUGGGUUCCAGUGGAUCGUCUGGAGUGAGUCUGGGGUCAAUCAGUUCCCCUGGGGUGGGCCUGGGAACUGUCGGGGCCUCUGUUGUGUCGCAGGGGGAUGCCUCUUCCUUUGGUGUGGGUGUUGGGCAGGGUACAUCCUUCGGCGGGGCGGUGGCGCAGACACUAGGCGGGGGAGGCAAUGCAGGAGUGGGUGCCCCUUCCCUUACAGUCCUGAGUGACCAACCCCAGGGCUUUGAAGGAGUUCGGGGCGGCGCUAGCUCCACCCCAAGUCAAUCUGGGGGGGUAUUUUUCUCUCUCGGGGGAGUACAAAUCAGGGGGAACUCUGUCGGGGGAACACCAAGUGGCGGUUCUCAAAGUUUUGGCGUCCCAUUAUCCGCUGCAAGAGCCCAGAUUUCAGACCCCAGUUUUUCUCCGUCACAGGGGGGCUUUCUGGGCCUCUCCUUAGGGAAUCAGGGGUCUCAGGGCCAGGCUGGGGCAUCCUUAGGGGCUAGUGGGGGUACUGGGGGGUCGCAAGGGUUCGGAGUGCCACUGUUUGGGUAAAUUUAUUCACGCGAGUCAUGUCAUCAACGCUUCACCUAUUCCUCACCCAGACUAUUUUUCCUCCUGUAGUAAUGUUUGUUUUAUUUAUUCUCUCUCUCUCUCUCUCUCUCUCUCUCUCUCUGGUUUUCCGUUCACUCAUUUCUCCUUCCCUGACAUCCCUCCACUCCCCCUUUUCCUUCAGUCAUGUUUCCCCAGUCAUCCCAGCAUUACUUAUCACCCUUUUAGCUCUCCCUCUCUCCUCCUAUUCCCCAUUUACUGCCUAUCUCCUUCCCUCACACCCUUUCCUCUUGAUAUUUUUUCCCUUCAUUAUUUCUGCCUUCCCUAAUCCACUUUUUUCUCAUGUUCGUGAUGUCUUCCACUUCACUCAUUCCCCCACUUCUGUAUGUAAGUCUUCCCACCCCUUAUAGACCCAUCCCCUUCAUUACAUGCCUCCCUGUCACCCUUCCUCCUCAAGGGGUUCAACUUUCUCAGGUAUUCCUUCCCCACCUCUUCAUUGGUCCCUCCUUCCUCUCCCUCCUGACACCAAUCGGAAGUACAUAGGUAGCACAGCGGAAAGAGUCCCCUUCUUCCCCUCCCUCCUCCCACCAAUCCCAAAAAACAUAGGUAGCAAAGCAGGAAAAAAAAGACUCUCCACCAUCCUAUCAUAGCCGCCUCAUUCCCCUUCCUCCUCCUAACAAUCGCAAAAACAUAGAUAGCAUAGCAGGAAAGACUCCCCACAUUCCUCAGCAUUAGUUUUCCUCAUUCUCCUACUCCUACUCUAUAUCUCCUCCUCAGCAUUAUUGUUCUAACUUGAGAGGGUUCGCUGGAUGCUGUUUGUGUGAACCUUCUCCAUUAUAGCCUGUUUUGCAAUCUCUCUUCAUUGAUGUUUUUGUCUCGUAUCUCCUUUUACACAAACUACAUUCUCAUCGGUCUCCCUUUCUUCCUCCUCCUCUUCAACACUCCACAUAGAGACCAGUUACACCCUUACUACACCCCCAAGGCUUCACCCAAUCCUAUCCACCCUUCCUGGCAUCACCUAGGCAGAGGGGCUUUCCAACACCUGGCUAAGGGGAAAGGUCACACAGCCUUAUUAGUUACAGGUGUGCUAAGAUUUCGUCCAGGGAAGAGCUAGAACACCUGGAUAUUAGUUCAGGUGUUGUGGUCUAUACCCUUGAAGAAAAGAAAGCUGGGAGGAGGAGGAGGAGGAGAAGGAGGAGGAGGAAGAAGAGGUAAAGUCCCUAUCUAUCCCUACGAUCAGCAUCACAAAGCCCAACUGUGGCGCCAGUGUACAUAAGUGUGUGUGUGUGUGUGUGUGUGUGUGUGUGUUCAUCUAAUCAUUAUUACUACUGUAUACUAUAGUCUUAUUUUAUUAUACUCCUGUCAUAAAUUAAUAAUAAAAGUGUAUAUUUAAAGUCUCUCAAAGUGUGUGUGUU